AUGUGUGACGAUGAUGUGGCCGCUCUUGUUGUUGAUAAUGGAUCCGGGAUGUGUAAAGCCGGGUUUGCGGGGGAUGAUGCACCCCGUGCUGUUUUUCCGUCCAUCGUUGGAAGACCUAGAUAUCAGGGAAUAAUGGUGGGUAUGGGCCAAAAGGACAGUUAUGUUGGAGAUGAAGCCCAAAGCAAACGUGGUGUCCUGACAGUAAAGUACCCGAUCGAGCAUGGUAUCGUUACAAACUGGGAUGACAUGGAGAAAAUCUGGCACCACACAUUUUACAACGAGCUGAGAAUCGCACCAGAAGAACAUCCAGUCCUCUUGACGGAAGCACCAUUGAAUCCCAAAGCAAAUAGAGAAAAAAUGACCCAGAUUAUGUUUGAAACUUUCAAUUCACCCGCAAUGUACGUCGCUAUUCAAGCAGUGCUAUCACUGUAUGCUUCUGGAAGAACCACGGGUAUUGUUUUGGACAGCGGAGACGGAGUUUCUCACACGGUUCCCAUUUAUGAAGGAUAUGCGCUGCCGCAUGCGAUUCUACGUCUGGAUCUCGCGGGUCGGGACCUCACGGACUACUUGAUGAAGAUCCUUACUGAGCGUGGGUACUCAUUUACAACGACGGCUGAACGUGAAAUUGUACGUGAUAUAAAAGAGAAACUUUGCUACGUUGCUCUAGACUUCCAACAGGAAAUGGCAACGGCCGCAGAAUCCAGCGCGCUUGAAAAAAGUUACGAGCUUCCAGACGGACAGGUAAUAACAAUCGGUAAUGAACGUUUCCGAUGCCCUGAAGCAAUGUUCCAACCCAGCUUCCUUGGAAUGGAGUCCUGUGGUAUCCAUGAAACAACUUACAACUCAAUAAUGAAGUGUGAUGUUGAUAUCCGUAAGGAUCUUUACGCCAAUUCCGUUCUUUCUGGUGGUACUACAAUGUAUCCGGGUAUCGCUGAUAGAAUGCAGAAAGAAAUAACAGCGCUUGCUCCGUCAACCAUGAAAAUAAAAAUAAUCGCUCCGCCGGAGAGGAAGUACUCGGUAUGGAUUGGAGGAUCUAUAUUAGCCAGUCUUAGUACAUUCCAACAGAUGUGGAUUUCUAAACAAGAGUAUGAUGAAUCUGGACCCUCUAUUGUUCACAGAAAAUGUUUUUAA
Messenger RNA from Cotesia congregata, 1131 nucleotides. Lineage: Eukaryota; Metazoa; Arthropoda; Insecta; Hymenoptera; Braconidae. The record is from the annotation of a GenBank genome assembly.